GUGCCUUUUGGAUGAGUGAAUAACAAAAAAGGCAAAUAAAAGAUGGGUUGCCUUAAUUGUCUUUUUGGCGGUAGUCUUACUCCAUAACGCACCAAGGGCUGUAGUACUACAACAGAGAUAACAGACACAGUAUACGAGACUGUGUGGGAUAGGCACACCAGGCGUUUAUACAGCAGCUAACAGAUGCAGAUGACUUGACACUAGGGAGAAAUCAUGCAAGAGUUACCGGGCCAAGAUGGGGGUCUUUACGGGUGGGUUGCAGUCUUCACAGCGUGGACGGUCACUUUAAUAUGGGCGGUUUUCGUUAAAGGACUUGGGAUAAUGUUGCCAAGUUUGCAGGAGCAGUUUGAAACAACUACGGCACUCGCUGGUUGGGUAAUUGCAGCUAUUUGCACCACCACCGGAGCAGGAGGUCUUUUUGCCGGACUAGUUGGCCGACGAUUUGGGACCGGUGUCUCCAUUAUGAUGUGUGGGUUCAUGGUCGGUGCUGCGUGUGUUGCUGGAUCGUUUUCAUCUAGCAUUGUCCAGUUCGCUUUGAUAUUAAUGGUGUUUGCAAGUUCUGGACUUGGAGUAUCACUUGUUCUCUCCAAAGCAGCAAUUGCUCAUCGGUUUCAAACAAAUUUUGCAACAGCCGUCGGAGUUUCUAAAACAGGAUCUUCCAUAAGUUUACUUUUAUUUGCACCUCUGACACAACUCUUCCUGGAUACGUACGGCUGGAGUGGCACCUUGUUGCUCAUUGGAGCAAUCUCGUUUCAUAUUACCGUAUGUGGCGCCCUCAUGGUCGUUGUUGAUAAGAGGAGGAAAUCUGAAGUUAGAGAUUAUGACAAGAUUGAACAAGAAGAAAAUCAAUCUGGGCAAGAAACCAACCACCGAUGUAGCACAUUGUGGAAGUAUGUAGUCGACAGCUUGGAUAUGAAUCUACUUCGCAAUCCGCGUUACUGGGCAGCAGCAGCAAUUUAUUGUUCAACCCGUACAACCCUCGAUAUGUGGGCAUUUUUCUUCGUGUCAAUGGCUCAGUCGAAAGGAUUCUCUCCCGAAGAUGCGGCGAUAUUUGUCACCGUUGCGGGCGUAGGUAACUUGUUGUCAAAACUGAUUCAAGGAUUCAUCGUAGACCGUGUAUUCAAGUCUUAUUCGGGUUUCAUGUUUGUUAUGUUAGUCACAUCAUCUUCUAUGUUCUGCGCAACUCCGUGGCUUGACACUUAUUGGCUCAUGAUGAUGUCAUCUUUCUCUGUUUUGUUUUGCCUUGGUGCCCUCACUUGUCUUCAGGAUCUUCUAUUCAAACAAGCCAUUGGUGUAGAGAGGAUGGUCGGUGUAUAUGGCUGGUUGGGGGUAAAGACAGGAGCUCUACGCUUAGCCAUUGAAUUUCUUCCAGGAUUGAUGUAUGACCUUAGCGGCAACUUCAAUGGAGCAUUUAUCUUCAUUGGUGUUGUGCAGUCUCUGGUUUACCUGCUCCUCGCUGAGUGCGAAUAA
Asterias rubens (European starfish) is the source of this 1470-nucleotide messenger RNA. Its product is annotated as monocarboxylate transporter 12-like. Gene Ontology annotation, molecular function: monocarboxylic acid transmembrane transporter activity. The coding region runs from base 214 to 1470 and encodes 418 amino acids. The transcript has 5 exons. The record is from RefSeq and is a predicted model, not a curated record. Gene Ontology annotation, biological process: transmembrane transport; monocarboxylic acid transport. Lineage: Eukaryota; Metazoa; Echinodermata; Asteroidea; Forcipulatida; Asteriidae.